Messenger RNA from Cataglyphis hispanica, 2250 nucleotides. RefSeq lists its product as uncharacterized. NCBI's taxonomy places the organism in Eukaryota, Metazoa, Arthropoda, Insecta, Hymenoptera, Formicidae. Bases 274 to 1980 code for a protein of 568 amino acids. The transcript has 2 exons. The record is from RefSeq and is a predicted model, not a curated record.
UGUAUGCAGAUAUAACGAACGAAGCCGUUGUCGCUUCUCCGCGAUCUGCUGCAUUGUGUAUGUUACGACAUCCCGGAUCGCUUCUCUCGCCACCGGUGAGAAUCGCAUUCGCGAAAAUCCAUCCAAAAGUACCUGAGAUAGUACGCGAGGAAAUUCAUCUUUUCUAUCUCGUCUCAUCCAUAUCUUUUUUUUCUUCGCUGAAAUAACCAACCAGUUAUUUCUUAAGAUUUCAAGAGGGGUCUUUAAAGCGAAAUCGAACGGAAGGAAACAAAGAUGCCCGCCUGCUCGAGCGAGAAUCCCUCAACAUUAUGGUCAACCAGCCCGCCAAUGUCGCGAAGUAACAGCGCGUCACCACCGCUAGCAUCCGAUUCACCGUUGUCCAGGUCGCCUCCUCGGAUGUCGUCGCCCGUGUCCAUGUUGAAACGUUCGACAUCGAAUAUAUUCAUUUCCACGUCCAAAGCGCCGCAGGCUAGCUUCUCCCAGGUGUCAUCAACCUCGAGUUUGCCGAUGGUGACAAGCUUCCAGAGACGACAGCAGCAGCUGACGACUCAUCAAGAUCGGAGCAACAUCGAGCGACAGAGCAGCUCUUUGCUGUCCUGGAUUCUAUCUUGGUACUUUGGUCUGUUAUCAGGCUUUUUCCGGGGUAUCUUCAACACCAUCGGUUACGUGAUCUGGGCGCCCGCUCUAUGGGCAUCAGCCUGGGUUUGCCUGUUCUGGGUGAUUCUGCAACUUCCGCUCACCGCUCUCAAAUGGUUCAUCACUGUGCUCUACACUUCAGCGUACGAGAGAUCGCGCAAUAAGCGAUGUGUGCUCAUCAGUGGUGGCAACACGGUGCAAGCAGUACAUCUGGCGCGUAACUUUUACAAGGCGGGCGCUCGGGUAGUGGUAUGCGAGCUCGAAGAUCUUUUUUGUCUGGCCAGAUUCUCCAUCGCUUGUUCUAAAUUUUACACAAUACCGCGGCCCGGACCUAAAAACGUGGUCGAGUACAUAAAAACGUUGCGAGAUAUAGUUCAACGCGAAAAGGUGGCUUACUACAUACCGGUAAGCGCCGCCAAUACCGCUUAUUACGAUGCCCUAGCGAAGCCGCAUCUCGAGACCAUAGGUUGCGAAUGUUUCGUGCCCGACGCCAGUGAGGUAACCGCGCUGGACGAUCCUUUAGAAUUCCUGCGACGUUGUCGCCUGCUCGGUCUUCCGAUUCCGCAGCAUUUUCUGUUGCGAUCACAACAUGACCUGUUUGCGCUCUACGAGCAAAACGCGUUUCGUACCGGCAGGUACAUGAUGCUAGCCGCUGGUCCCGCCGUGAUGCGCGAUCGAGCCAAGAUUUUAUUACCGCCUACCGUUCGAGAGUUGAGAAACCAGCGGCAAAAUGAGAUCAGCGACAAGCGACCCUGGGUGGUAAUCCGUGAUCCCGGCGAUCAUUUCAUCACUUGCACCACGUUGAAGGAGUCGCGAAUAGUGGCUAACGUGACCUGCCGGGUGGACGAGGAUCGGGGUGGACUCAUACCCGAGGAACGCCCCGAGAUCAUGCGAUGGCUUGAACGAUUCUUUUCGCGUUCUUUUGGUGGCAGAAUCAACGGUCAUGUGAGUUUCCAGCUGGCGAUGUCAAAGGAGACGGGCGAGCUAGUGUCCAUAGGUUGUCGCGUGGGCGUGAGUCUGCCCUACAUUUGUCAUACAGGAAUACAUCCGCGCCUCGUAUGGAAACCCUGUCGGCAUUUUUCCAGGCAAAACUCAACGGUUAGGUCGGCCACAUUAGACAGGCAAUCGCUGUCUGACGCCGUGACCAGCGCCUUUAAACAACCAGCGGCCGGCGAUCAGACGGUCCCCCAUCUCCUGGGUACGGUACUGGACAAGAAAGAAUCCCUCUUUGUGUACUGGGAUCCUUUACCCUAUUGUGCCUAUUAUCAUCUCCAAUUGCCUUUCAGACGCGUCGCUGGAGCUAUUAGAUCGCAGCAUAAUCCACCCCUAGCGGUGGUACAGUAGAGCUUCAACAUUGAGUUUGUAUUAGAAGUGCUGGACAAGGGUGACAGAAGUUCUUUUCAUGUACUAGAGAUUCCCUGCGAAUUGCAUCUGAAUCUCUGCAUUGAUCGUAUCUUCAAGAAAUGAAUCAAAUGUGCCAAAGAGAGAUCCGAGGACGAUAAAAUCCCGGACGUGUCCGUACUUAUUUUUUUUGUGAGUGAUUGUGCAAAGUGUGGUAUUAUUUAUUGAAGUAUGAUAUAUUCGGGGUAAAGCCAUUUUUUUCAUGCUCAAGUC